AUGGGCUAUGGUGAACUUCUCUUCUCGUUGCGACAUGUCAAAGCUGGGUAGAGACUUGAGAAGAUGCGGAUGAUUAGCAUGGUCAUUUCAAAGCGUCCUGGACGCCCUCAGUUUCUCCUCUGCAUUCUGCCAGAUAGGAAAAACUCUGAUCUCUAUGGCCCAUGGAAGAAGAGGACUCUUUCUGAACUUGGUGUGGUGACUCAAUGCCUUGCGCCUGGGCCGUGCAUCAACAAGCAGUACUUAACAAACGUGUUGCUGAAGAUCAAUGCCAAGCUUGGUGGCCUGAAUUCAGUCUUAACUACGGAAUACGCUCGUCCAUUGCCACUACCCCUGGUUUAUAGCAAACCCACUCUUAUUAUAGGAAUGGAUGUCUCCCAUGGUUCACCUGCUCGAGAUGUCCCUUAUGUUGCUGCGGUUGUCAGUUCAAGGCAGUGGCCUUUAAUCUCAAAAUACCGAGCUGCAGUCUGUACCCAACCGCCAAGAUCUGAAAUAAUUGGCAGUCUGUUCAAGCCAGUUUCUGAAACUGUGGAUGCUGGCAUUUUCAGGGAGCUACUGGAUGAUUUCUACAAAACAUGUGGUCGUAAACCUGCACAAAUAAUCAUUUUCAGGGAUGGAGUGAGCGAGUCCCAGUUCAACCAAAUUCUAAAUGCUGAGCUAGAGCAGAUCAUCAAGGCUUGCAAGUUUCGAGAUGAGAGAUGGGAUCCCAAGUUCAUGCUGGUUGUGGCACAAAAGAACCACCAUACCAAGAUUUUCCAAGCCAACUCUCCUGAAAAUGUCCCUGAAGGAACCGUGAUUGACAACGAAAUCUGUCAUCCUAGAAAUAAUGACUUCUACUUGUGUGCUCAUGCUGGUCCAAUUGGAACAACACGACCAACGCACUACCAUGUCCUAUACGAUGAGCUCGGCUACUCUCCUGAUGAUUUUCAGGAGUUUGUGCUUUCUUUGUCCUAUGUGUACCAGAGAAGCACUACUGCCAUCUCUAUAGUUGCGCCUAUACGCUAUGCGCAUCUUGCCGCUGCCCAGAUGUCUCAGUUCCUCAAGUUUGAUGACUUCUCCCACAGUGGCGGAGGCGCGCCGGCUGUACCUCAGUUUCCGGUCCUGUUGGGAACAUCACUCUCCCUGCUUCGUGGCUGCAGUCGUUUCAGAGCCUCGAAGCCUUAGAUUUGUCGUCCAAUGCAUUAACCGGUGGGAUUCCAGCAGCUAUUGGGAACUUCAGUAGGCUGCAGGCCUUGAAUGUGUCACAUA
This is a messenger RNA of Salvia miltiorrhiza (redroot sage), 1245 nucleotides long. RefSeq names its product protein argonaute 4A-like. Lineage: Eukaryota; Viridiplantae; Streptophyta; Magnoliopsida; Lamiales; Lamiaceae. Gene Ontology annotation, biological process: regulatory ncRNA-mediated post-transcriptional gene silencing. The record is from RefSeq and is a predicted model, not a curated record. Gene Ontology annotation, cellular component: cytoplasm. Gene Ontology annotation, molecular function: nucleic acid binding. The transcript has 12 exons. Bases 64 to 1161 code for a protein of 365 amino acids.